CUGGCAUCACUGCGUCAAAAUGAGCAGCAGUUUAUUCGCAAACACUUCAAUCUCGUGAAAAAGCGCGAAACAUUCUUUUAUAUUCUUUGUGAAAGCCUACGUAGGUACCUAUUUAUUUUGUAUAUUGUUCCUUUAUUUAGUUUAGUUCAUUAUUCGUUGCCAAUUUCCAUAAUGGAGUUGAUGAAUUCCCCUCCAGUGUAUCAUACAAGCGCUGCUCAAAAAUCGCGGUCAAAAAUUGCUGCCCAUCGAUUCAAGUACGGUUCCCCUAAGCUGGUGGAUCUGAUGCGAGAGAAAUGUCGCUUAAGAAUAAAAGAAGCACGAAAUGAACAUUUGUUGAAGAAGCGUAAUAUCGUAUUGGAUGACAAGGCAUUGCUGGGAUUGAUUGUCCGUGAGGAACUUUCGGAAAUCGAAAAGGAUAUCGAGUUGCAAGAGCUAAUUUACCAGGAACUGAUGGCGGAAACAAACGAAUGGCUUUUCCAAGAGUACGAACGUUCGGAGAACUAUAUGAUUGACGAAUACGACCAGGAGGUAGUGUUCUGUCCAGUAUGUCAAAAGAACCAGCUCCAAAAAUUAGACGACCAACGAAUUCAGUGUUCCUGUGGUAUAUCGAUCAAGUAUGCAGGUAGCCUGGGAAGUUUUGGUGGUUUCCUCUGGUGUACGGUACACGAGCAUGGAGCACGCUGUGAAGAAAUUCUUCAUUUUUUUGUUGAACCACAUUCUGUCUGCGGACAGCUGAAUGUAUUUUGUCCAGGCUGUGAUUACUAUAAAAAUUUAACGCAAUGAGCAAUUUGUUAUACUAUUUAAACCCUGAAUUUUGAUGCGAAUUUAUGCUGUUUUAAACCACGAUUUUUUGUUUUAAAGUUAAAGUGUUUAGUAUUAUUUUUGACUAAAGAUAAUAUUCAAUAAAAUCGGUUUAUUUUCCUAUUA
Molecule: messenger RNA, 927 nt
Organism: Wyeomyia smithii (pitcher-plant mosquito)
Lineage: Eukaryota; Metazoa; Arthropoda; Insecta; Diptera; Culicidae
Gene: Ripalpha
Product: RIP-like protein
Exons: 2
Coding region: 172-783 (203 amino acids)
Biological process (GO): protein import into nucleus
Cellular component (GO): nucleus
Source: RefSeq, a predicted model, not a curated record